This is a messenger RNA of Spirometra erinaceieuropaei, 890 nucleotides long. NCBI's taxonomy places the organism in Eukaryota, Metazoa, Platyhelminthes, Cestoda, Diphyllobothriidea, Diphyllobothriidae. The record is from the annotation of a GenBank genome assembly.
AUGGCGCUUCCACAGACAGAAAUAUUUGAGGACCAAUUUCCCCUGAUUCGAAGCUGUCCUGCAUUGAACGAAAUUCGUCUUGCUCAGGACAUAAAGGAUCUGCGAAUAGAGGUAGGUUUCCCUACUGCUGACGUUUGUGUGUAUGUUUGGAAGGUUAAGGGCGGGGCAGUACUCCACGCCCAUCGAAUAAUAUUAGCGGCCCGUAUUCCUUCUUUGCGAGCUGCCCUCAGUGGCCCCCUCGGGGAGGAGAAUUUGGUUCUCAGAUGGCCGACAGUGCCUCUCAAGUGAAAUUUGCAUCGGUUCUCUGAUCUUGCUUACUCCUUGCGCACUUUAUAGCCUCGCAACUACAUUCAUUCAGUAUGUUUACACGGGUCAGGUGGAAAUGACACAAAGUAAUGCGAGAGGCAUGGUAACGCUUGCCAAAAUGGUCAAACUGCCUGACCUUCUUAACUGGGGUGUUACAUUUAUGGCCAAGGGGUAACUAUCGUUCUGGCCUUACCUACACACACUAAAGCCUCGAUUUAGAAAGUCUGCCGGCAACUUGGGACUUUGCCAGGACCCUGAAUGUGGAAGUACUGGCGGAGAAGUGUAUGGGCCUGAUGAAGGAGCAGUUUGAGCACUUCAUUCAAACUGACCUCUUUGUCAGCUUGCCCGCAGAAACUGUGCUCACUCUGCUUCGCAGCGAUGAUAUCUCGGUGGAAUCCGAGGAGCAGGUAAUUGCAGCCAUUUCGCGCUGGGUGGACGCCGGUGGUGCUGCCGAUGAUGAUAGGCUGAGAGUGCACGCUCCGGCAAUGCUGAAAGAGGUGCAAUGGCAACUGACGAGCGUGCAAUGUCGCAGUCGUCUGCUGGAUAGUUAUCCAACACUCCAGAAGAGUAACGAAUGUCUGUAA